AUGAGCCUGGAAGGCCCCCCAAAGGCGCAGCGAACAGAGCCCCCCUCGACCAUCUCUCAAGGGUGGAGUAAGCACGGCGUGCGGCUCGCGCGACUGGAGAAACGCAUACCGCAUGUAGUGCCACCAUGGUGGACGCCACCACUUACCCACAUCAACGAAUCCGCAGAGGAAGCAGCCAAAGUACACGACACCACGGAGCCAUGA
Messenger RNA from Penicillium chermesinum, 204 nucleotides. RefSeq lists its product as uncharacterized. The record is from RefSeq and is a predicted model, not a curated record. The transcript has a single exon. Lineage: Eukaryota; Fungi; Ascomycota; Eurotiomycetes; Eurotiales; Aspergillaceae. Bases 1 to 204 code for a protein of 67 amino acids.